AUGAACGAAUCUAAGAAGCGAGCUUUGAACUUGACCCCAAGUUCCGCAAUUCAGGCUAAUCCUGACAAGAAACGAGUGCUUUCAGGAUCACCACAAAGGUCAAUGGGACUAGAGCAGAGCUCCAGCGGCGUACAUGAUUGGCAAAGAGAGUUACUGGUGCAGAAGAGCGAAUUGAACCGCAUUAAAAAGCUAAAUGAGUAUUUGGAGUUGGAAAGAAAAUGCAAUAGAGGUGAUUGA
Torulaspora globosa is the source of this 237-nucleotide messenger RNA. RefSeq lists its product as uncharacterized. The coding region runs from base 1 to 237 and encodes 78 amino acids. The record is from RefSeq and is a predicted model, not a curated record. Lineage: Eukaryota; Fungi; Ascomycota; Saccharomycetes; Saccharomycetales; Saccharomycetaceae. The transcript has a single exon.